AUGUCGUCUUUUCCUAACAUCACUUCCACUUCUCUGACCUUUUUUCUGAUGGGAGUUCCAGGACUUGAAGCUGACCACACCUGGAUCUCCAUCCCCUUCUGCUGUCUUUACAUGACUGCCCUCUCUGGGAACGGUAUAAUCCUGUUUGUCAUCAUCACUGAGUCAAGUCUCCAUGAACCUAUGUACUAUUUCCUCUCUAUGCUCUCAACCACUGACUUGGGCUUGUGUAUUUCAACACUGGUCACUACACUGGGCAUAUUCUGGUUCAGAGCAAGACAGAUUAGUUUCCAUGCCUGUGUUGCCCAGACAUUCUUUAUUCAACUCUUUACUGUUGUGGAGUCUUCAGUGCUCUUGGCAAUGGUCUUUGACCGCUUCAUUGCCAUUUGCAACCCACUGAGAUAUGCCGCCAUCCUGACUGAUUCCAGAAUUGUCAAAGUGUGGUUUGCCAUCCUUAUGAGGGGGAUAGUGAUCCUAAUGCCUCUGGUCCUGCUUCUUAAAUGUUUAUCCUUCUGCCAAAACUAUGUGCUUCAUCAUUCUUAUUGUUUCCAUCCUGAUAUAAUCCAGCUGUCAUGUUCUGACAAUAAGAUCAACAGUGUUUUAGGACUUACUGCCCUUAUAGUUACUGCAGGAGUGGACUCUAUCUUUAUUCUUCUCUCCUACACUCUGAUUAUUAAGACCAUCCUAAGCAUUGCUUCCCCAGAGGAGUGGCAUAAAGCCUUCAGCACUUGUAUCUCCCACAUAGGUGCUGUUGCCAUCUUCUACAUUCCUCUCAUUAGCUUGUGCUUUGUCUAUAGGUUUGGGAAAAAGGCACCUCCUUAUGUACACACUAUUAUGGCCAAUGUGUAUUUGCUUAUUCCACCAGUGAUGAAUCCCAUUAUUUAUAGUGUGAAGACCAAGCAGAUCUGUAGGGCCAUUUAA
Molecule: messenger RNA, 918 nt
Organism: Lontra canadensis (Northern American river otter)
Lineage: Eukaryota; Metazoa; Chordata; Mammalia; Carnivora; Mustelidae
Product: olfactory receptor 51F1-like
Exons: 1
Coding region: 1-918 (305 amino acids)
Biological process (GO): G protein-coupled receptor signaling pathway
Cellular component (GO): membrane
Molecular function (GO): G protein-coupled receptor activity; olfactory receptor activity
Source: RefSeq, a predicted model, not a curated record